Mercurialis annua (annual mercury) is the source of this 807-nucleotide messenger RNA. Its product is annotated as PRA1 family protein F3-like. Lineage: Eukaryota; Viridiplantae; Streptophyta; Magnoliopsida; Malpighiales; Euphorbiaceae. The transcript has a single exon. The record is from RefSeq and is a predicted model, not a curated record. Bases 120 to 719 code for a protein of 199 amino acids. Gene Ontology annotation, cellular component: Golgi apparatus; endoplasmic reticulum. Gene Ontology annotation, biological process: vesicle-mediated transport.
UCCACUUGUCCAUAGCCUUCCCUUAUCAUCCAUAAUUCCACACCUAAAAGGUCAAACCUCAAGAAAAACCCUCAUCCACCACCCACCUCCAUCUCCGGCCACCGUCCUCCGCCUCCCCAAUGACCCAAUACGGCACAAUCCCAACCUCAACCUCCACAAAUCUCGACUACAUCUCCUCCCGCGCCAAACAAAGACUCAAAGAAGGCCUCGCAACUCGCAGAUCAUGGAAACAAAUGUUCAACUACCACUCCUUCAAUCUCCCCAAAACAUUCCAAGAAUCACUCACUCGAAUGAAGACGAACACCGUUUAUUUCCGCAUGAACUACGCGAUCAUCGUCUUGGUAAUCUUGUUCUUGAGCCUUCUAUACCACCCGAUUUCAAUGAUCGUGUUCGUAGUGAUGGCUGCAGCUUGGGUAAUCUUGUAUUUCAUGCGAGAUGAGCCGCUGGUUGUUCUUGGAAGAUUGGUUGAUGAUCGGGUCGUGAUGAUUGUUCUUGCGGUUUUGACUGUAGGGUUCUUGAUAUUGAGUGGUGUCACUUUGAAUGUUUUGUCGUCGCUGUUGAUCGGCGUCGUGGUUGUGGUGGUUCACGGGGUUGUUAGGAAGACCGAUGACUUGGCGGUGGAUGAGGAGGAGGAGGCUACUGGGUUGUUGAGUAGUGCUGCUUCUGCUGCUCAUGUUCUUCUUGGCCAUGGUUCUGUUCCUUCUUCUUCUUCUUCUUGAUUGAUUAUUAAUUUAUUAUGUGUGAUUGAUCCUUAAUUUUAUGGUUUGGUAUGUUUGUUUUUGAUUAAUUGAUGUUAUUGUUUUUAGA